Procambarus clarkii (red swamp crayfish) is the source of this 3117-nucleotide messenger RNA. Its product is annotated as tubulin gamma-1 chain. Gene Ontology annotation, biological process: mitotic spindle organization; meiotic spindle organization; mitotic sister chromatid segregation. The record is from RefSeq and is a predicted model, not a curated record. NCBI's taxonomy places the organism in Eukaryota, Metazoa, Arthropoda, Malacostraca, Decapoda, Cambaridae. Gene Ontology annotation, cellular component: nucleus; spindle; gamma-tubulin complex. Gene Ontology annotation, molecular function: structural constituent of cytoskeleton; GTP binding.
GCUGUUGACGGUCACUUUUGAACGUGAAGUCAGUCAACAAAGGUGGCGGCAGCGUCCUACACAUGUAAUCAUGCCCUGCGAGAUUAUUACUCUACAGCUGGGCCAGUGUGGCAAUCAGAUUGGAUUUGAGUUUUGGAAGAAACUCUGCAGUGAACAUGGACUCUCCCCGGAAGGAAGACUGGAAGAUUUUGCUACAGAUGGCACUGACCGUAAAGAUGUCUUCUUCUACCAAGCAGAUGAUGACCAUUAUAUUCCUCGCUCAGUGCUGCUCGACUUAGAGCCUCGUGUCAUCCACUCUAUCAUGAACUCGCCAUACGCUAAGCUAUAUAACCCAGAGAAUAUCUACAUGUCAAAACAAGGUGGAGGAGCUGGAAAUAAUUGGGCUGCAGGUUACAGCCAGGGUGAACGUAUAUAUGAAGAAGUUUUUGACAUCAUUGAUCGUGAAGCUGAUGGCUCUGAUAGCCUUGAGGGAUUUGUACUUUGCCACAGUAUUGCCGGAGGAACAGGGUCAGGAUUAGGCUCCUACAUUCUUGAGAGACUGAAUGAUCGGUUCCCAAAGAAAUUGGUGCAGACCUAUUCAGUCUUUCCAAACCAAGAUGAAAUCAGUGAUGUGGUGGUGCAGCCUUAUAACUCCCUAUUGACAUUGAAGCGCCUCACACAGAGUGCAGAUUGUGUUGUUGUGCUCGACAACACUGCAUUAAACCGCAUUGCCACUGAUCGUCUUCAUCUUUCCAACCCUUCAUUUUCCCAGAUCAAUUCCCUUGUGUCAAACAUAAUGUCUGUCUCCACAGCAACAUUAAGGUAUCCAUCGUACAUGAAUAAUGAUCUUAUAGGGCUUAUCGCCCCGCUUAUUCCAACUCCAAGACUUCACUUCCUAAUGACAGGCUAUACACCCCUCACAACUGAUCAAGAGGUUGCAUCUGUGAGAAAGACAACUGUACUAGAUGUGAUGCGCCGUCUUCUGCAGCCUAAAAAUAUGAUGGUGUCAACCGCUCUGGACCGCAAUACACAACAUUGUUUCAUCUCCAUUCUUAAUAUCAUUCAGGGUGAAGUGGAUCCAACACAAGUGCACAAAUCUUUGCAACGUAUAAGGGAAAGAAAAAUGGCACAGUUCAUCCCAUGGGGACCUGCUUCUAUCCAGGUUGCUCUGUCAAAGAAAUCUCCAUACAUCCAGUCUGCACACAGAGUAUCUGGGCUAAUGCUGGCAAACCACACAAACAUUUCCUCUCUGUUCCAGCGAACUCUACAACAAUAUGACAAACUACGGAAGAGAGAGGCUUUCUUGGAGCAGUUCAGAAAAGAAAACAUAUUUGCAGAAAAUUUGGACGAGUUGGAUUCCUCUCGUGAAGUUGUACAGCAGCUGGUAGAUGAAUAUGUGGCAGCUACAAGCAAAGAUUAUCUGUCUUGGGGUCUCAGUACAGCAUCCACGGAAUCUUAGAAUUAAUAAAUUUUGGUAUUUCGACAAAUGUAUAUUGAUUUUUAUUUUUUAUUUUGCAAGGCUUUAUUAUAAAAUCUGCUGAAAUUAGAAAGCAAGCCAUAUGCAAAAUACAAAUGUCGAAGUAGCUUGCUAGUGUAAUGGGCUGCCUUUGGAUGCAGCACCUGUGUUUUGGCUCCAUACAACUGCCCAUGGUUGGUUGGUUGCUCCACCCUUAGUUCUAUUCUGAUGGUAGCGAGUGUUGGUUCCACGACUAAUAGAACUAAUAGACUAGAACUCCGUUACUAAUGGGAUCUAGUAGCAUGACACUAUCAGAUAGCAGCUUCAGGAAGCCACCAGGGCUCAUCCAGAAAUUUUAGUCUCAUUACAUUUAAUACUGUUUAAAUAAAAACAAUCAAUCUUCCAUUUUGGGGAACCAAAAGCUAUUGGAUAUCUUCCUGCUCAGCCAUUUCUUAGCUAGUUGUGUGUUUCAUUGUUAGUGCAAAGUAGAAGUAACAAAAGAUCUAGAGUUGAUUUUAGGUGUGUUAUAUGCACUUUGAAUUUGUUGUCGUUGUCUCUGAGUAUUCGGACUAAAGUGUCAAUGCCAGUAAAACAUGCCAUCAUGAUGAUGGAAAUUCUAAAUAUAUCAGACAUAUUGCCAAAAAAGCAAGUGUCAAUCAACAGUUUGGUACAUUUUUAAAUGGAGCAAAAAAAUGUACUGGUGAGCUCAGCAAUAGCAAACAACCUGAUAGACCACCAAAGUGGAAGUUUGAUCAAUAUUUUCCAUUGUGAAGGAAAAUGCAUUGCUAACCCAGUGCAAGAGCACUUGGUGUAGGCUAGUUAUGAGUGUACAGUACUGCAUAGUGAGUCUUAGCAUAAAUGUCCAAGGGAUAUGCACACCAUCCACUGCUACUAAAAUCAAAUUUUACUUUUUCUUAAAUAUAAAGCUAUGAAGACCCCCUUAGUCAUGUAACUAAUGUAAUAGGGCAGUCGGCUCACAACAGAUUAGACCAGAGUUUAAUUUCCAAGCAGGGUUAUACUUUUUGGGCAGACUUCUUUAAAUCUGAUGCCUCAGUCCACAGAGUUGACACUUGUGGGUUGCAUUCUCGGGAAGGUAACCUCAAUAAGUCUAAUGGCUUCGUGUCCACAACAAUAGGAAAUCAUUUUGGAUAUAACUGAAGACUAGUAUCUCUAUAGUUCUGGAAAUGUGAAGACAAUUGGUGCAUUGUAAAUGAAAAUAUGAAUUCAGUUGACACCUUAAAUAACAUUUUCCAUUUCAGUAUUUACACGAAAAUUUGUAAGACAUCAAGGAUAUGUAUUUUUUUUUUAUUUCAAUUUCAAUAGUUAAGUUGAUUAGUUAUAAAUGCUGUUAUAUACACUGGACAGUAAAUCCCUGAACCUGAAUGUAAGCAUGUAAAUAUAAUCUUCUAGAAAGUUAGAAUAAGCAGGGGUAGGAUACUACCACCCAGCCAUAUUAACUGUUCAUAUGUGUACAAGAUAGAUUUGAUAGAAUUUUAAAGUUAUAGUAUCAUCCUUCAAUCAUCUCUGCAUAAUCAUUAAAAUAAUCUUAUUUCCUUAAAUCUUUGCCAAGAUUAUUUUUAAGGUUUGCCCAGAACACUAAGCAUACUUAGUGGGCUUGUAAAUAAUUAACACUUGAAUAUAACCUAUGUAUAUUUCUGCUAAUAAAUGAUUUUCUAUAUAUA